AUGGCUGAACGAUCCCGACGAGCUGUCGAGACGGACCUCUCGGACAAUGAGGGAGGCACUGGGUCCCACCCGACCCGCCUACGAUACACCUCACUUCGACAGUUGAACCAUUGGAUUGAUGAGGCCGGUUUCGGGUGGUUCCAUUGGAAGAUGAUGGUAGCUGUUAGCGGCAUGCAAAUGCAGGACGGUGCUGAAGUCGUAUUGAUGUCUAGCAUACUGCAGGCCCUUCAAGAGGAGUGGCGCUUCUCCAAUUGGAUAAGAGGAUCCCUUGUAUCUGUUCCAUUCGUCGGAGUGUUACUUGGCAGCCUCAUGGCCGGCCACAUUGCCGAUGUCGUGGGCCGUCGACCUGCCAUCCUCACAUCGUACAUCGUCAUGGUCGUAGCAGGUGUGUUCUCAGCAUUUGUCAACACAGUAGACGGCCUCAUGAUCACGAGGAUAUUCGUUGGCUUGUCUUACGGUGUGGUGACUCCCAGUACUCUCACCCUUCUCUUGGAAUGCACCCCUUCUACCAAACGCAAUGUUGUUAUUGCCUUCAUCCUUGGAAUGUUUUCUGCCGGCCAGCUGCUGGUCACGGCUCUUCUAUGGUGGUUGAUGCCGGACCUGCGGCUCCACGGUGACAACUGGCGCUGGGUUAGUGCCCUUGCUAUCCUGCCAGCACUAGCAUGCCUCCCAUUCGCUGUUUGCCUUCUACGCGAGUCGCCUUACUAUCUUCUGUGUCACCAUCGAAUAACGGAGUUGGUAACUCUCCUGAAGGAGAUGGGUCGAUGCAACGGCACCUCCGAGAAGUUGUUGGACCUUAGUGAAGACACCGUUAUUCCAGCUGAUGUCCCUGUUGAUGACGAGAAGCACUCCUUCACCGGAAGGAUAUCUGGCGUUUUCGCCAAGCGUAACCAGGUCAACGUUGCCCAUUUCCCAAUUCCUGCCGCAGGUACCGGCUGGGCGACAGUAGCCCUCUGUUUCCUCACUUUCACCGGCAACUUCGCCUUCGUUGGAGUCGCCUAUAUGCUGCCGAUAGCCCUCCGCCAAAUGGCUGAUAGAGGAUGGGAUGCUGCUGGCGGCCCAAGCCCAGCCCUCUCCCUUUCUCUCAUCACCAUAGCUGGGGUGGUCGGGGAUGGCCUCUCGUGCCUCGUAGUCGUCGACAAGUUUCCUAUAGGCUUGAAGGGGGUCAUUGCUGCCUCUGCGUUUGUUGCAGCGCUUCUGAGUCUGGGAAUGAUAUCUUUGGACCUUGCCGCUCCCAUCGUUGGUUUGAUGUUGGCAUUCCUCUACAAUCUCCUCAGUCAGCCCUUCCUGAGCACAGUAUACGUCUAUAUUCCUCAUAUCUACCCCGCCUUCUGUCGGACGACCGGUAGUGGUUUCUGUAUGAGUUGGGGGAGAAUUGGCGCUGCUGUGGUACCUCUCAUCUUCGAAGGGUUGGGUAGUCUGAGUGAUGAUGUGAUGGACUCCCGUCCCCCUGCAAACCAGACUCGGACUUGGCCCUUUUCUCUUGCAUUGGCGUUCCUCUUCGCUGUCUGCACCAUCGUCGCACUGCCUCUCCCUGACGAAGCGAGGAAUACGUCCCUCGACACCUGUGCAGUCGAAUGGGCUGAAUACGAGGAAGAGGCAGACCAGUCUUCUGAGGAGGAGAGGAAGGCUCUCAUCGACGACAACGCCAAGCAGGCAUGA
Messenger RNA from Perkinsus marinus ATCC 50983, 1662 nucleotides. Its product is annotated as Galactose-proton symporter, putative. The record is from RefSeq and is a predicted model, not a curated record. The transcript has 13 exons. Bases 1 to 1662 code for a protein of 553 amino acids. Gene Ontology annotation, biological process: transmembrane transport. Gene Ontology annotation, molecular function: transmembrane transporter activity. NCBI's taxonomy places the organism in Eukaryota, Perkinsozoa, Perkinsida, Perkinsidae. Gene Ontology annotation, cellular component: membrane.